AACGCCUGGAUGCGGGGUGGAAAAAUGGUUGCCAAAUUCGUAUGUGACGUGAGAAAAAGUAAACAAAAUAGAAAAGUGCCAAAACAAACCGAUUUUUAUAAUCACUCUUAACGCAUCGACACGCAUUACUGCCAAAAACGCAUUGAACCCUUCUUUAUUUGACCAAUAAAGAAAUACAAACCAAUUUUCUUUGCGUUGCAAGCACAAUUCGUGAUUUUGCGGCACAAUUUUGUUUUAUUUGUUUAUUUUUAGGUUAUUAUCAUCAUGGAUAAGGCCCAACAAGUACAGGCGGUCCCCGAGAUACACGGUUAAUGGGGACCGAAAACGGCCGCAAAAUACCGCGUAUCUCGAAUUUCCGCGUAAGUCGAAUCUCGUGAUUUCCUGCUAAAAUAUCACAAAUUUUCGUGUAAUUUUGCAAGUAGGGGGCGGUUUUAGUCACUUUAUGAAUUAUUUGAUAUGAUUCUGACUGAAUAUAACUGUUUUAAACCUUUUGAAAUAGUUUUUAACAUUCGAUCAAAAGGGAAAUUAUUUGGCAAUUUGAAAUUGAUGUGUCAAAUCAGUACAAUUUGCUCAAAGAAUUGUCAAAUUUAGAAAACCGCGUAUCUCCGAAUCCGCGUAUAAGAGGUACCGUGUAUCUCGGGGACCGCCUGUACAUACCAUUCGGAAAAAAUAUACAACCGGCAAAGCAAUAUGGACGCGUUUGGAACAGGAAUGGGAAGCAGAAAACAAUUUAGCAACAGCUUCUAUAUCGACUUCAAGCCAGGAAGUUCAUGGUCAACCGGAUAUAUCAAGCGUAUGCUUUGAUGAAGAUCCAUCAAUUGAAUGGUUGGAAGAUGAUGAGGACGUCCGUAUCUGCCGCCUUUGCAUAUCUCAACCUGAUGUGUUGAAUGACUCCCAUGAUGAGGAACAAUUUGUUUUGAAUGGUUGGAAGAAGAAGAGGACGGUCACAGCUGCCACCAAAUGUCGGACGAAAGCGACAUUGAAGAUCAGGAUGAGUAUAGUGAAUUUGAUAGAGCCCACAAGAAUCAAGUAUUUGUUGAAACGAUGCGAUUGUGGGCUCUGAAACAUCAAAUCACGCAUGCCGCUAUUAAUGAUUUCUUAGAAGCAAUACUAAAAACAACUGAUUUUUAUGUUCCUAAAGAUUCCAGGACAUUUCUGAAGACUCCUGUAGGCGUGGGAAAAGAAAUUGAAAAUUUGGCUGGUGGACAAAUGUGGUACAAAGGAAUAGAUAAAUCUCUGCAAGAACAGUUUCGCACUACUCCGCCUCCUGUAGAUUCAUUUGAAUUGAAUAUUUCUAUGGAUGGUAUUCCUCUGCAUAAUAGCGGAACUACCCAGUUCUGGCCCAUUUUGAUGCAGCUGCAUGGUAUUCCUGAUGUUCCAAUAAUGACUAUUGGAAUAUUUUGUGGAACUUCUAAACCGGAUAAUGCAGAGGAUUAUCUGCGCCGUCUAGUAACAGAAAUAAAUGAUGUCCAGGACAACGGAGUAGUUAUAAAUGGAAAACGUAUUUCCAUCUCACUAAGAGCGAUACUUGCAGACGCCCCUGCCAGAGCGUUCAUCAAAUGUGUCAAAAACCACAAUGGCAUACAAGGAUGCCAUAAAUGCAACAUUUUGGGUAGAAGCUACAUGGGAAGGAUGAUCUUCGAGGGAACAGCAGAAGCACGAACGAACGAAGAAUUUAGAAAUGGAGAUUACUCCAUAGGACAUCAGAUACGCCCAUCGCCGUAGUUAGAUAAUAAACACUCAAACAUAGUAUUAAGACUACCUACUUCGGACGAUUUACAUUUAGUAUAUUAUGGAGUGUUGAGGAAAUUAGUGAUAGGUUUUACGACAGGAUGUUUUAUAAACGAGAAAUGGAAUUUAGAUGAGCAGGAUGAAAUUUCAGGGCUUCUAGUUCAAAUUAAAUUACCAGCAGAAUUUCAGAGAGCAGUAAGGUCCCUUAAAUGUUUAAAAUUUUGGAAGGCGUCAGAAUACCAAACGUUCCUACAUCACAUCAGCGUUCCUCUUCUAAAAGGCAGAGUAAGUGACAGGGCAUAUCACCAUUUUAAACUGUUGGUUGUAGGUAUUACAAUGGUUUCCUCUAAAAUUUAUCAAGACUAUUGGAAGUACGCAGGGUCAUUAUUAGAUCAAUUUGUUUCAGAAUUUAGUACAAUUUACGACCGUAAGUUUAUGACUUACAAUGUUCAUACUCUAUUG
Molecule: messenger RNA, 2193 nt
Organism: Anopheles gambiae (African malaria mosquito)
Lineage: Eukaryota; Metazoa; Arthropoda; Insecta; Diptera; Culicidae
Exons: 4
Coding region: 961-1725 (254 amino acids)
Source: RefSeq, a predicted model, not a curated record